UUCCUUCUGCGGAAUGGAGGGCUUUCCCGCAUGUUUCUGCUUAUCUGUCUGGCAAACAGGCCUCUAUUUAUGAUAAUUUUCAUCAAAAUGAAGGAGAUGGUAGGAGGCUGUUGUGUUUGUUCUGAUGAGCGGGGCUGGGCGGAGAAUCCUCUUGUCUACUGUGAUGGACAUGGUUGCAAUGUGGCUGUUCACCAAGCGUGUUACGGAAUAGUGCAAGUGCCGACAGGGCCCUGGUUUUGUCGAAAAUGUGAAUCGCAAGAAAGAGCAGCAAGAGUGCGGUGUGAGCUAUGUCCACAGAGAGAAGGUGCACUGAAGAGGACUGAUACUGGAGUAUGGUGUCACGUGGUUUGUGCCCUCUUCAUCCCAGAAGCCUGGUUUGCAAAUGUACAGACUAUGGAACCUAUUGUCCUGAAAAAUGUUCCUCCAGAGAGAUUUAAUAAGAUUUGUUAUAUAUGUGAGGAACACGGAAGAAACAAAGCAGGAGCAGGGGCCUGCAUGCAGUGUAACAAAAAUGGCUGUAAACAACACUUCCAUGUUACAUGUGCUCAAGCUCGUGGUCAGCUGUGUGAAGAGGCUGGUCACUAUGGUGACAAUGUGAAAUAUUGUGGGUACUGCGCUUACCACUACAAAAAAUUGAAAAAGGAUGGGAACAUAAAGACCAUUCCAGCGUUUAAGCCCGUGGGGUCAGACUCAGGUACUUCAGACUCCUCCCCUGAGAAAACACCGCUCACCAAAGCAGACAAGAAGGAGCAGAAGAGGCCUGGGCUGUACAGUGUAUCCUCAGAAAGCAUAGUGACCAGCAUGAGAUUAAAAGAAAGUGCUAUUACCUCUAUCUCAGGUACAGACAAUAUUCACAACAGAGACAAGGGGAGUAACUCUGUGGCUAUCAGUGGUGCUGUUCACCAAGUUUCUCCCGCCAGAGCAGUGGGCUCAGACAGUGGCAGCUCUUUAAUAUCACCUACGGAAUUCCUCGGUUUUACAGAAUCUGAUGUUCAUAGUGCGACGCUAAACAAUUCCUUUUCCUCAGGCAGUCUCAAAAGUGGCCUUUCAUCUAACAUAGGCUCUGCGUCUCUGAGCCAGGGUGAACAGAGACUCAUUCUGGAAGCCAGACUAACUGUACCUCCAAAAGUGGAGAGUAAGAGUUGUUGUUCUGGGAAGGGUGGCUUCUCUCCAUCAUCAUCGGCAGUGAACCACAUGCCUUCUGAUCAUCCUGAACCAUCAUCAUCAUCGUCACCAUCACCGUCAUCCAACCAUCAUACAUCGCCUUCAUUGCAGCAAAACGGCACACAUUCAUCAUCGCAGUUUGCCAAGCACUUUGAAAACCUCAACAGCAAACUACCAGUGGUGUCAUUACAACAGGGGGGCGUGGAUAAUGGAGAUGGACCGGCCAGUCUGAUGAUGAAGCGGUCGAGGUCAAGACCAGAUGAAAAAGGUGAUAAGAAGAAAGCCCGCAAAGAGAAGGAGUCAGGGCAUCUACUGCAACAUGGCCAGAAGGGGAGGACGAUCAAAGACAUGUUAUCGGGAAAAGGGGAGGAGACCAACGCGAAAAAACUGGUCAAGAAGAAACCGCCAAACUGUGUAACAACACAAAACUGUAGGGGAUCUAACCUGAACACCAGUGUAUUUGGGGGCCGGCCAUAUUUCCAGAGUCUUACAGCCUCUGGGCCUAUCUCACUUACAAACCUCACCAAAACAGGGGAGACAACUCCAGACGAUAUGACCAAUGGACCAGCCUUAUUUUCUCCUCCUAAACCAGCCUUCUGUCAUAGCACCAACAAAUCCACAGACCUCAACUCAGGGAGUUUACCAGUUACUAUGGAGGAGCUAUUAGAAAGGCAAUGGGAACAAGGCUCACAGUUUCUCAUGGAACAAGCUCAACACUUUGACAUUGCCUCAUUACUGAACUGUCUGAACCAGCUGAAAUCGGAGAACAGUCGUUUAGAGGGGCUGCUGAACAGCCUUGUGGCACGGCGCGACCACCUGCUAGCCGUGAACGCACGACUGGCCGCGUCUGCCCCCAGCCCUUCCAGCAGCGUUACACCCAGCACAUCUCCGGAAUCACCGCUCAUUCAGAAGGGGUCUCGGGUCAGUACCCCUGGGGCUCACAGCGACAUAGGUGCCACUCAGGACUGUUCAAGCAAUAAGAGUGGUGCUGGUAUCACCUCAGGUCAUGCCACGCCCCCGUCACAAACUGUACAAACAAAAAAAGACAUUCCCACUCCUAAAAAACUGACCAGCCUUGUGAACAAAGUCAACUGUAGCCUUAGCCCAGAUACUCGUGUUUUUACCACAGCACCUCCCGGAGGACCUAGCCCAAGUCAUGUGCAGUUACCUGCCCUUGCCCCAUCACAACCCCAGAUCCAGACAUUUGUGGUACAACAGUCCACAGGAUUAACCAAUAAGACUAUCCAGGCUCAACAGCCCCAGUUUAUGUAUCCCAUGCUUGGAGGACAGCAGCCACUCAACAUCACUUUAUCUCAAGUGCCCUCUAUGUCCAUGAUCACAGCCAUGCAUUCAUACCCCAUCCCUGUGCCCGCAACUACAGCCCUGUCUGCAGUCAGUAAGAGUAAGCCAUCAGACAUACAGCCUAAAGACAAGAGCUGACCCCCACUUGUGCCCCAUCCCUGUGUCUGUGACUACAACCCUGUCAGUAAGACUAGGCCGUCAGACAUAGUCUAAAGACAAGAGCUGACCUCCACCUGUGCCCCGUCCCUGUGUCUGUGACUACAACCCUGUCAGUAAGAGUGAGCUGUCAAACAUACAGCCCAAAGACAAAAGCUGACCCACACUUGUGACAAUCGCCCUGUGUCUGUGACUACAGACCUGUCUGCUGUCAGUAAGAGUCAGCUGUCAGACAUACAGCCUAAAGACGAGCUAACCCACAAUUGUGCCCCAUCCUGUGUCUGUGACUUCAGCACUAUCAGAAAGAAUUAACUGUCAGACAUACAGCCUAAAGACAAGAGGUGACCCACACUUGUGCCCCGUCCUGUGUGUGACUACAACCC
Messenger RNA from Liolophura sinensis, 3005 nucleotides. Its product is annotated as protein AF-10-like. Bases 31 to 2604 code for a protein of 857 amino acids. Gene Ontology annotation, biological process: regulation of transcription by RNA polymerase II. Gene Ontology annotation, cellular component: nucleus. Gene Ontology annotation, molecular function: nucleosome binding; histone binding. The record is from RefSeq and is a predicted model, not a curated record. The transcript has 16 exons. NCBI's taxonomy places the organism in Eukaryota, Metazoa, Mollusca, Polyplacophora, Chitonida, Chitonidae.